UAAAGAUGAUGAUUAUUGUCGUGGUGACAUUUGCCAUCUGUUGGCUGCCCUAUCAUAUCUACUUCAUUCUCACUGCAAUCUACCAACAGUUAAAUAGGUGGAAAUACAUCCAGCAGGUCUACCUGGCUAGCUUUUGGCUGGCAAUGAGCUCUACCAUGUACAACCCCAUCAUCUACUGCUGUUUGAAUAAACGAUUCCGAGCUGGCUUCAAGAGAGCCUUUCGCUGGUGUCCUUUCAUCCAAGUCUCCAGCUACGAUGAGCUGGAGCUCAAGACCACCAGGUUUCACCCGACCCGGCAGAGCAGCCUGUACACGGUGAGCAGGAUGGAGUCGGUGACUGUGCUGUUUGACCCCAACGACAGGGACCCAGCCAAGUCCAGCCGCAAAAAGAGAGCCUCGCCCAGACAGCCCAGGGCCAAUGGCUACUCACGCAGGGAUUCCAAAUCUGCCUCCACCACUUCAAGCUUCAUAAACUCGCCCUAUACCUCCGUGGAUGAGUAUUCCUAAACCGCUUCCUGAUGGCUGUGAGACCACCGUGACAUGACUCCAGCAUAGGUCCCUGUCCUAACUUUGUCCGUCCUGUCGUAGAUACUUUGUCUCAGGAUAAUUCUGUGCUUGAACAGAGAAAAGUGAAACACAAAUGUAACAAAAAUACUACCGAUAAAUAACACCCCCAAAGAAAAAUGAGUCCUAAGUUUAUUCUUUAAAAAUUCAGUUACCAUAUGUAACAAACUAAAAUGCGAAUCUAAAAAACUGUCCCAAGUGUCACAUGUUUGUCACUUAAGAGUUGUAAUAUGGCUUUGUGACAUCAAGUAAUACAUAGAUUUUGCCAGUGAUUGACGAGGCUUGAAAAUACAACACUGUGAGUGAAGAGUAUAAUGAUCUAUAUAAAACAGCAUGUUUAUACAGGCAUGGAGAGCUAUAAAACAGAAAGGGCAAAUGACUGAUUUCUCCACCAGUGUGAUGGAAAAUUAAACUUAAUGAAUAGGAAGCAAUGAAAGUCUUCACUCCAGGAAAUUCAUUUUGUAGAAUGAAAACAUUCAGAGAUCUCCUCCAAGACAUUUAGCAGAAAAAGGAAUGUAGUCAAAUCACUGUGCAAAUAUACAUGCCAUUCUCUUAUUUUUCUGAGAAAAUAACUUCAAAACAAAAUAAACAUCAUUUGGCUUUGACCCCUACGUGUUUAAAGUGGAAAGCUAAGAUGUAGUCAAAUGUGGGAUCUUAAAGGACAGAGAUACGUCCUGUUAGCCUCUUUAUUUUACUUUUCAUAAAGCUUUAAAAAUUAAGUAGAUUGUAAAACACUAAAAAUGUCUUUAGUUCAGGAGGAGAGAUUCAUAUUUGCUUCUGUAACUUGCUUCAUGGCCGUAGAAAAGAAUUUGAAGUAUUGAGCCAGCAGCAGUGGCUGCCAGCCCCCAAAGCAGCCGCUUUCCCCCAUAGUCCCAGGAAAAAGUCACAGGAAUCAACUUUAUUGCUGUAUCCUCCUAAUCCCUCACUGGAGAAAAGAGCACAGACUAGGAGAAAAUACCACAGCAUAUUUCAAGUGCAAAUCCUUAAGGGAAAAAUUGCAAGAGUUACAAAAAGAAAAUGUUGAAAAACCCUAUAUGUGAUUGGUAAAUCACACAAAAUGUACCGUGGUACAUCACUGGUCAAGAAAGAAUUUGUGAUUGGAACAUACUGUGAUAUUUUCCCUUACACUUCUCUCCUGCUUCAAUUACUGCAUAUAUCAUAUAUAAGCACAUUUCUGAGACCUAAACAA
Messenger RNA from Nannospalax galili (Upper Galilee mountains blind mole rat), 1752 nucleotides. Its product is annotated as neuromedin-K receptor. Gene Ontology annotation, cellular component: plasma membrane; sperm midpiece. The coding region runs from base 6 to 506 and encodes 166 amino acids. The record is from RefSeq and is a predicted model, not a curated record. The transcript has 2 exons. Gene Ontology annotation, molecular function: tachykinin receptor activity. Gene Ontology annotation, biological process: G protein-coupled receptor signaling pathway; positive regulation of flagellated sperm motility. NCBI's taxonomy places the organism in Eukaryota, Metazoa, Chordata, Mammalia, Rodentia, Spalacidae.